Galleria mellonella (greater wax moth) is the source of this 5023-nucleotide messenger RNA. RefSeq names its product GPI mannosyltransferase 4-like (gene PIG-Z). Gene Ontology annotation, cellular component: endoplasmic reticulum membrane. The record is from RefSeq and is a predicted model, not a curated record. The coding region runs from base 11 to 1975 and encodes 654 amino acids. Gene Ontology annotation, molecular function: alpha-1,2-mannosyltransferase activity. Lineage: Eukaryota; Metazoa; Arthropoda; Insecta; Lepidoptera; Pyralidae. Gene Ontology annotation, biological process: GPI anchor biosynthetic process. The transcript has 3 exons.
CGCUGAUAACAUGUUUUUGAAAACCGGAAUCUUUAAGGCGAUUUCAUUUAAAAAUCCAGUGAAAUUACCAGUUUCAUAUUGGUUUCUCGUAAUUAUACGAUUUGCGCUAACAAUUGUUCCACAGAAAGGAUACAUACAUCCGGAUGAGUUUUUUCAGAAUGUUGAGAUUAUUGCAGGCGAUAUUCUUAACGUGGAUAUUGCAAGAACUUGGGAGUUCAAUCCAAAAUUUCCCAUCAGAAACAUAUUUGUACCCAAAAUGAUACUGGGCCCACCGUUACACUUCAUACGAAUUGUGAACCCUUACACUAUGUAUUACCUUAACAUUGACUUGAAAACCCCAUAUUAUUUACUAGUUAUACCGCGACUGUUUAUAUGCCUUCUGUCAUUAAUUAAUGACUAUUGUUUGUACAGAAUAUGCAUACUUUAUGGACAAAAUUUUAGAACUCGUUUAAAGCUAUUCGCAAGCUCAUAUGUAGUUUUUGUUUAUUGCUGUAGAAGUUUUUCAAACACAUUUGAAAUUAUUUUUUUCUCUAUACUUUUACUGUUUGUUGCUGAAUGUAUGCAAAAAUCUGAUAAAAUUAUAUAUCAUGAAGAGUUUCUGAAUGAAAAAUAUAAGCAGGCCACCUCCCCUGUUGAGAAAGUGAAACUUUUUAAAUUACGGACCCAUCUGCCCGAACAUUCCUUGAACCGUGUCAUCAUUUUAUCUACAUUAGUAGUGAUAGGAAUUUUUAACCGUCCAACCUUUGUGGGGUUUGCAUUUCCACCAAUUUUCUUCUGGCUCCAUCGGGGGCUAGGAUCUAAAGUGGUUGGAUUCAAAGAUUUCCAUUACCGAAUAUUCACAUUUAUCAUGUGUGGCAUCCCUACUGCAUUGCUGUUAAUUGUAGUGGACUCUGGUUACUAUGGGUACAUAACAAUGGCUGAUGUGGAGUCACUGAAGCUCUCCUGGGACUAUUGGGUGGUUACACCACUAAAUUUCAUGCGAUACAACUUAGAUACAAGGAAUUUGACACAACACGGGUUACAUCCAUGGUGGCUACAUCUUGUUGUGAAUGUGCCAUUGCUGUUCAAUAUAUUGGGAGUAUUAGCACUUAUAUCAAUAGCUGGACAUACAUACAGGUUUAUCCGAGGUCAGUAUAACAAAUUGCCAAGAAUCCAAAGCAUUACGGGACUAAUGCUGUUCUCUCUAGUCACACCAGUAGCUGUAUUAUCCCUGUUCCCGCACCAAGAGGCCAGAUUUAUCAUACCAGUUUUAAUUCCACUAAUAUACCUCUACGGAAACCAUUUACACCCAAACGAAACUGAUGGCGCGAAAUCUAGAAGACUGAAAAAUAUAUUGCGUAUUUGUUGGUACUGUUUAAACGUACUGUUGACCAUAUUCUUUGGGUUCAUUCACCAAGGCGGUAUAUACCCCUUCUCAAACAGUCUCUACCGCGAAAUAAAGAGCAAUUAUGGAGUCCACACGCACGUUAUAACCACGCAUAGCUAUAGUAUCCCCACUUUCUUACUUCAGUUGGAGAGUACAACGAAAAUUUGGAAGGAUAAAAAGACUGGACAUAAGUAUAGAUUGGCGCCCACCACAUUUCUCCACAAGUAUGGUUCCCUACCAAUGGACGAAUUAUUUACUAAGAUUGACGAUGUCCUAACAAAUGCUGAGAUGUUGUUACACAAACAUAAGAAACAGUACAGGUUUUACGUCGCGUCUCCUUGCUCAUUAGAGCAGAGACUGCGCCAUGCGGCUUCUAGUUAUUAUUACAUAGAUUUAUCAGAAGAAUUUUCGUAUUACCCUCAUUUUUGUACAGAGGCCUUCCCCAAAUUCCCAAGUGGCCGCGACCAGUCAUGUGUGGAAACUAGUCUAUUAAGGACGAACGAAUCUCGUGUUGUUGACUUGAAUAUGUUCCAAAGAAUCUCAUGUUUCUUUAGAAAGUUUUGUCUCAAAAUUUAUAGGGUCAGACCUGUUACUAAAUAUAAGAAAUAAAGAGACCUAUGGGAGGAUAACAAGAGCCAAGUAUCAAUAUUCUCUUUCUUGCAUAAUUAAAUCUUUGCUUUUAUAUACAAUUAUGUAAAAUGACAAAAAUUGAAAUAUGAAAAGUUUUUAUUUAUCACUUUAAAUUGCAUUAUUUUUAUAUAUAUAUGUUCAGGCUAUUUAUUAUAUUUGCUCAAUUAAAUUAUUAAAUUCAAUUUUCUAAUAUAAAAGUACAAUUGGGCCAUAUGUUUAGUUUUUAAAAUACUAAUUCGCGUAAGAUACCAAAGCCAGUAAAUCAUCACAAUAUAUGGCUUAAUCAUAUUUGGUUAAGCCGUUUUAGAUAGAGGAAUAUUAAAUAAGAGAUUAUUUUUACUUAAGUAUGUAUUUAAUUUUUUCAUCGAUAGGAUAUAAUUAGUAUAUCCUGUUUCAUAUUUAACUGUGAUAAUUUUAAAUUAUAGUCUUUUUUAAUAGAAUUUAAUGAAAAUAUAAAUUAUCAAAAACUGUUUUUUGAUUAAUUGAAUGUUAUGUAUAGGUAUAUUUUAAUCUAUGCUACUGUAUUCACUUGAAUUGUUUAUGUAAUUUUUUUUAUGUUUCAAGUGCAAUAAAGAAUUAAAAAUUAAUAAUGUUUUGAGGUGUUAGUUACACCUUUUUUUUUUACUAUUUCACUUCGAGUGUGGUUUUGUAAUAAUUUCAACAAAAUUUGAUUACUUUUUCAUUAAGUCCUAUUGGAACUGACUAUACUCACGUAGCAGAUACAAACAUGUACCUACUUUGAAAAAUAAUUUAUAUUGGCAGUGAUCUGAAACAAUUUAUUUUUUAUUAUUUUUAAUGAACUUAUGUUCUUUUUUUAAUACGAUGUCUAUAUACAUAGAUAUAGAUAGAUAGAUAGAUACUCUUUAUUGUUUCCUCCAAAAGAUUACAAUAGUAAACUUAUUAUAAAUAUAAACAAUUACAAGAAAAUAUUACACUGAGAAAACAAAAAAAACUCUCUGUACUUGUUAUUAACAAUAAUUAAUUUAAUUUAAUUAAUUUCCGUUAUAUAUGUAUGUAUGUAGACAUCGAUUUAUUUUUUAUUUUUGUGUUAUCAGUUUUAUUGUAUUAUAUGUAUAACAAAAUGAGCAUUCCUAUUUUGCUCAAUUUUUUUUUAUUAUAUUAUAUGUUCAAUAUAUGCUUUAUCUUAAAUAUUGUACGUCACGUUAUAUGGUAUUAUAGUUUAUAGAUUUUUUUCCUACCUAUCGUUCAACGAACAAGCGUCCAAAAAAUUGUCAUACAAUUUUUGGGACAUGGAAAUGACGUUGAAAUAUUAGAUUUUACUUACAUUGUAAUGACACUAUGUAGUAAUGUGAAAGUAAUACUGUUUAACUAAUCUAUUUUGAAUUUCUUUGAAACUUACUGUUUACUGUUAUCAUAGUUAAUGCAUUUAAAUGAAAGUGUAAUUAAUUAUUCACCAUAUCAGCCAUUAUCUGCCCACUGUUGGACAAAGGCCUCCCUAUAGACUGUCAUAAGGAAAGGGGCUUUUAUAUUGUCUAUAUGUAUAUAAUAUGUAUAUAUUACAUAUUAUAUCGUUAUGGCGUUUACCACUGGGGGAUUUUACCAGUAAUUGUUUAAUCUGGCAGGUGGGUUGGCAACCGCAGUUUGGCUGUUGGUUAUGUUUUAAGAGGGACGCUGGUGCUAAUCCAUCGACUAUAAAGUUUCCUUAGUCGCCUCUUACGACUUCCACGGGAAAGAGUGGCCCUCUCUAUGCUGGAAACACAUGGUAGUGCAAAUAUGGCACGCUAUUUAAAUAUUAUCAUUACAAUAUUUAAGGCGAUACAAAAGACAUGACUUACAAAAAUUCGAUGUUAAAUGACUUUUGCUUAUGGCUGCGAUUUUUAUUGCCUUAAAGAUUUUUUUUUAUGUAACAUACGUUUAGUCUUUAAAGAGGGCGGUUGUGUAGCGUAUAGCAGUUAUAUCACGAUGUUCUUUUUAUAAAUAUCAAUCGAGCUGUUAGCAAGCCUACAAGAUGCGCAAUCCUUAGUUUUUUACGGCAGUCGAAGAAAACAGCUGUAAUGCUAUAUAUAUCGUAAUGUUGUUUUACUCGUAUUGAAAUUAUCUGGCAUAAUAUGCUACUUUUGCAUAGAAAUAUAAAUGAUUUAUCAUUAAAAUAUACUUGUUUACAAGCUUACAAGUCGUCAUUUUUUAUGAUUCUUUUGCUAGGUUCCGAAUGUUGUUACCUGCGACGAGAAUGUAACCGCAAGAAAUUCGACAGUUAUUGUAAUGUUAUGUUUGUAUGACUAUAAUUAAGUUUUAUUUGUUAUUAUAUACAUAUAUACGAAUACUCAUCAAUAUCAUCAGAGAUUAAGAGGCAAGGAUGAUUUGUGUACAGGUUUACAUUACGACAUGGCCGUAGCUGGGGGGGGGGGAGGGCAUUGAGGGGCAAUGCCCUAUCUUAAAAGGCCCAAUGCCCUACCAUACAAUGAGAGGCCCUGAGAAAAUUAGACUGAUUCGCUUUUUUGAAGUUACUUAAUUAUGGCUUCUACCCUACUGGCAUUACGACUACUAAUAUUUGAGAAUCAUAAUUAGUACUGAAAAUAUAGCUGUUUUUCUUAUUUUUUUAUACAACUUAGAAUGGCAAACAAGCUGACGGCCCGCCUGAUGGAAAGUGGUUACCGUCGCCUAUAGACAUGAGCAGUACCAUGGACAUAACAAAGUAUACUGUUUCGCCCAUGAUACCAUCCAUGCGUUGCCAUUCCUGAGGAUUCAGGUGUUAUUCCUCAGUACCCAGUAAAUUCACGCCAUAUCCCAGCCUUCAAAUCGAAAUGCAUAGCAUGCAUCACUACCUACCUUGCCUAUUUAGUAUUACUGUAAUACAACUAGUGUAUUGAAUAGAUUAUGGGUACCAUAACGUCAAAUAGCACUUAAAAUGUCUGAUUCAUGACAAAUAUCUGGAUUUACAUUGUGAAUAAUUACAACGUCUAAUGAAGUCGAUAUGGGGAAGUGAUUGCAGCACUUGUAUCGAUUGCUUUUAUUAAAGCAAUAGUUUGCUUUUAUUUACUAUUAAAAUAAAAGCUUUUAUUAUUA